Penaeus vannamei (Pacific white shrimp) is the source of this 1536-nucleotide messenger RNA. The record is from RefSeq and is a predicted model, not a curated record. NCBI's taxonomy places the organism in Eukaryota, Metazoa, Arthropoda, Malacostraca, Decapoda, Penaeidae.
AUGAUUGCCCACCGAGAUUUCUUCGGUUCUGUAGAAAAAAAAGACCGACUGUUUUCAACAGGGAGCAAUGGCCUUGCUAUUGAAAAACAUCAUAGGGUUGAGGAUGGCAGACUGACCGACCUUGCAGGAUAUCUGAGAAGUCGAGGGCGGGGAUGGCUCCUAUAUGCUGGAUUCACGAGGCGUGGAGUGGAGCAGGGACUCCAGCCUUCCCCACAACUCUUCCAGAACCACCAGGCCUUCUCCCAAGCCUUCAAAGAGCGCUCCGAAGAGAUGGCCCUGCAGUACAGUCUUGGCCAAGUCGAGUACAAUGAUCCUAAUCCAGAGUACGCUUGGGCGUACGAGGUCGACGCCAGAUCGACCGGGGACAUGAAGUCUGCCCGAGAGGAACGUCGAGGUGACGUGGUCGUGGGUCAGUACUCGGUCAUGGACCCCGACGGCUCUCUGCGCGUGGUCGACUACUCGGUGGCUCCCGGCACAGGCUUCCAGGCCACCGUCCGCAAGGAGUACGCAGGCGAGGCUUUCCAGGGGCAGGAGCAGAGGCUGCAGGCUCAGGCCAGGCAGUACAGUGCUAUCCAACAGGGAACGACUACCAACAGAAACAGAACCUACUCACAGAACAACAAUGAGUACCAACAGAACCGCAACCAGUACCAAUACUCACAAAGCCGCAACCAGAACCUGGAAAAUAGACAAAAUUCCCAGAACCGCAAUCAGUAUCAACAGAACCGCGAUCAGUAUCAACAGAACCGCGAUCAAUAUCAGCGAAACCGCUUCCAAUCCUCUCAGUACAGCAACGAUUACCAACGGAACCGCUAUCAGAACCAGCAGAACAAUGAAUACCAGCUAAACCCCAUUUUGUAUUCUCAGAACCUCAACGAGUACCAACAGGACCGAUAUCAGAAUCAGCAGAACCGUUACCAAUUUUCACAGAACCGAAACCAGUAUCAGCAUAACCGUGAUCAGUCCUACCAGAGCCGCAACCAGUACCAGCAGAACUUCGACCAGUCCUACCAGAACCGCAACCAAUACCAGCAAAGCCGCAACCAAUACCAGCAGAGCCGCAACCAAUACCAGCAGAACUUCGACCAGUCCUACCAGAACCGUGACCAAUACCAGCAGAGCCGCAACCAGUACCAGCAGAGCCGCAGCCAGUACCAGCAGAGCCGCAACCAGUACCAGCAGAGCCGCAACCAGGACCAGCAGAACUUCGACCAGUCCUACCAGAACCGCAACCAAUACCAGCAGAAUCGCAACCAAUACCAACAGAACCGCGACCAAAGCCUUUCCACCCGCAACAACAACCUCAGGUACAACUUCCAGCGUUAUGGAACCAACCGCUUCAAUCAGAACCUGAACCGCCCUUCGCCCAGCCUCUACAGCCAGAACCAAAACUACCUUCUGGCUCGUUAUGGAUCCGGUUCCCAGAACCAAUACAACAACCGCGUCUACAACCAGUACAACAGCCAACAGAACAGGAACCAGCAGAACCAAGGUUAUUCUCCCAUCAGCGUGGUUCUCGCACCCUCAAGGAACUAG